UGGGAUUAAACAUGUUAAAUUUAAUUGUACAAUGUCAUGUUACAAGAAAAAGAACCUAUACCUAAGUUAUAACUUAUGUAUACUUAAGUUAUACCAUUACACUUUUUGAAGGUAGUCACCUUUAACAAAGAACCAAACAUACAUAAUACUACCAUUGGAAUGACUACUAAUACUUAUAUCCCAAUUUAAAGUACUGAAAAGCAAAAAACCAUUCUGACAUUACCCAUGCCAUUUUGAGUAAGAAUAUCUCAGUAACUACAAAUAUAACCCUGCUGCUUUUUUGUACAGUGAUAGAAGACAGAUGGAACUGUCUUGUUGAAAAAUUUGGGGUCUCUGGUACCUGUCCCACACUGAGAUUUUUGCCACCAAAAAUAGCAAUUAACUCAUUGGCUGCCAGCCGUUUUCAGAGCAAAGAGCCCCCGACUGCCAGAGUUUUUAAGAAUUUUGACAGAUUUUUCAAGAUCUACAGAAUAUCAAGUUUUUAGACUACAUAAACAUUGAAACUAUUGAAAGAAAGUGUAGAUUCUCUUCUUUCAUCAGGAAAAACAAUUUGUUUCUAGGAUUUUCGGUUCUAAAGUUAUCGGCAGCAGAACAUAGGGUAGUUUCAGCAAAAACAGCUGUUUUUGACCAAAAAACAGAGAUAACGAGCUUUUUCUGCAGAGAGGCACAUCAAUCACUUUGAUGCCAAUAUUUUUUGGUUUAGUGACAUCCCACACAACUGAACAGUUGUUUACUUAUAUGAAACAACAAAAACAACUCGGAAAAAGCAUUUUGAGGUCAACUUUUUAACCUUUUGUUAGCUAAAUCAUUUAUUUACAAACAAACAACACAAGUCAACAUUUUGGUUCAGAACAAUACAUCUUACAAAAAUAUAAACAAAAUAUUUUUAGGUGUGUGUGUGUGUGUGUGUGUGUGUGUGUUUGUUUGUGUGUGUGUGUGUGUGUGUGUGUGUGUGUGUGUGUCUGUCUGUGUGUGUCUGUGUGUCUCUGUGUAUGUGUGCUCGCUCUAAACUCAUCUGACUCGGCUUCGUCAGAUGAGCUCAAGAGAGCGGUGGUGGCGAAACAGAAACCGAAAACUAGCGCAGCUUUGAUCACCAGCGGCUGUUGGUAACGGCACUUUUUGCUGUCGCCCCACCAUGGUCACGGUCUUUGUCAUUCUUUUGGCCCACCGCAACACUCUCACAUUCCAAAACUCCACGAUUUUCACCGACAAGCUCCGCCAGACUGUCCUGCAGCCCCCCCAGUCAAAAAACAUGAUUGACGUCUAUAGACGUCAUUGGCAGCGAAUGAGUUAAAAAUCUCGUCCAACUUUGGGAGCUCAUAUUUUCCAAACUGAGGUACCUAGAAAGCUCCAGUUUGCUAAGUUAUCGCACAAGUUUGUGUAGAAUGGAACCCAGGGGUGUCAGAACACUUCUGUGCAGUAUUUCUAGUACUUUUAAGGUCCCAAACCCCACUCAUGAGUAGGUAUGUCUUAAUUUUGUAGCAUUUUUAUCAAGCCCCCACGGCCUGCAGAGUGUAGGGAAACACCUGGGGAUGUUUGUGGGGCACUAGCUACAUGCAGAGGCCUUGUUUACCAACUCACAGCUCUCUGGUAUGUCUACAGGCUGAGAAAUAACCACUUAAAGAUGCACGAAACGCUGGUGAGGCAUUUUAUAGCCCAAAUUCUGAAAAUUUCAGACCCCCACAACUCAGAAACUAUUUGAGCUACAGGCCUACAAUUUUGCAUAGAAAGUACUUUUGUGACUGUCUAAUGGCAUACAAAUUUAGGACUAAUUUGAAGAUGGUGCAGCAACACCCCCAAUGAAUAUCUGGUCUUUUCACCUGGAAUGACUCUGUUAAAGGUUUUACCCCCUGCAGAAAAGGAGAGACAUGACACAUGGUUUAAAGCAAAAUUGCGAAGUAUAAAUGAAUUUAUGGAAAAUGUGAACCAAUGGAUUGACAAUUCAGACAUUCUCAAACCUGCUGAAACUAAAAAUAAUGAAGAUUACGAUGAGAAUGAAGUGAAACCUAGUGACAGCAUUUCCAAUAUUGAAACAAACACUUCUGGAACAAGAUCAAGCAGAAGAAGUAUCACCAGCUCAAAACUCAGCAGAUCUUCCACUUCAUCAGCACACAUCCAGGCUCCAAGCUCGCUACAGCUUUAAAGGAUAAACAUUCGCUGGAGGAGCAAAGAAAGGCUGGAGCUGGAUACAGAGAUGGCAGCUUCUAAUGCUAAACUAGCAGUGUUAUCAGCUGCUAGUCACCACGAUCAUUCAAAUGCAAUGGAAUCCUAUUUUAAAAAGGGAAAGGUGUUAAAGGACGCUUCCACCAGUUACAACCAUCAUGAAAAAGGAGCAAGAUUAAAGGAAACAUCUACAGUUCUAAAUUCUCAGACGAAAGAGUUUCAACCUACCUUUGUGGACUCAUGGCAGUAACAACAAUUCAUGCAACAACAUAAACAACAUGCAUACAAAGAUGCACCACAAAUCAAUCAGGACACGUUACAAACUAAAACAGCAAGAUUUGGAAAAGGAGUGAGCACACCUCACGUGGAAUUAACAAAUCCUAAUGUCAUUCAGGCUGAAGCACCUCUUCAAAUAAAUGAUGAAACAUCAGCGCUCAGCAAUUUACUGCAAAGGCAAAAUGAAAUCUCAUCGUUGCUCAUACAACAGCAAACUGCUCCUUUACUUCCUCCAAGAGAAAUUCCAUUCUUUGACGGUGAUCCUCUGCAGUACAAAACAUUUGUCAGAGCAUUUGAACAUUGUGUCGAGAGAAACGCCAACAACAAUGGAGACCGUUUGUCUUUUCUGGAGGAUGUUAAAUCUCUUCAAGCAUAUGCAUUAUUUCUGCAUGAAUGUUGUAAUGCUAUGGAGGACGUUCAAUACAUGAGAGAACUGGAUAUGCCAGCAAACAUGAGAGCAGUGAUUUUAAACCUUCCAUACAAAUUAAGAGAAAAAUGGAGAGCUGCAGCAUGUGAGAUACUGGAAGGAUCGAGUCGCAGGGCACAGUUUAUUGACAUUGUAACCUUUGUAAAACAUCAAGUCAAAAUUGUGUCCGACCCAAUCUUUGGAGACAUUCAAAACUCACAACCUGGUACAGUGAGUAAAAAUGUGAACAGGAUGAAAUUACAGCCAAAAUCAAGAUUUAAAGGAAACAGUUUUGCAACCGCUGCUGCCACCAUUGAAGCACCUGCAUUUGAGGAAUCCAGAAAGUCUGACCAAGUUCAGCAGCAAGGUGUCUCACCAAAACAAAAUAGUGUUUGUGUAUGUUGUGGUCAAGGACAGCCACUUCAGCAGUGUCCAAGAUUGUCCAAAAAAACGUACAGGGACAAAAUAAACUUUCUAAAGGAGAAAGGAGUCUGCUUUGGCUGCCUAUGCACUGGGCAUAGGAGCAAGGACUGGGGUAAGCGCCUGACCUGUAAGAUAUGCAGCCAAAACCAUCCCAGUGUUCUUCAUAUCAGCCAAAAGGACAAAGCAAACAGCACAGACCCUCAACAAUCCAAGGAACCAUCACUGAGCAGUGCACUUGUUUCUCUGCAAACACAUGACCAUACAGGGGCCGGAAAUGAUGAAGGCAUUCUUUCUAUUUUGCCAGUUCGGAUAAAGGCUAGCAAAGGAGACAAGAUCAUCCAAACCUAUGCCUUUCUUGAUCCAGGCAGUACAGCUACAUUUUGGAAGGAAAGCUCAAAUCAGUCUGUGCACUAUGGGCUCAAGAACAUCCAUUUCCAGUUACAGGCUAACAGGUUUGGAGAUCUCAGGUCUCACUGGAAACCAGUUCUAUGACUUACCUGAGGUCUACACCCAGAAGAGGAUGCCUGUAAGUACAAAUAAUAUCAUAAAAGAAGAGGAACUGGCUAAGUGGCCAUAUUUGGAUGGUGUGGAUGUUCCUCGUAUCCAAGCUGAUGUGGAGUUAUUGAUAAGCACCAAUGCCUCCAAAAUGCUUGAACCCUGGGAAGUGAUUAAUAGCCAUAGAAACAGACCAUGAAAACCCUAUUGGGGUGGGUUAUAAAUGGCCCCCUGCAAUGCUGCCAUGAUGAGCGAUGUGAGAGUGGCCACCCCGCUGCUACAGUCAACAGGAUCUCCAUAGAAAGGCUGGAGGAAUGACUGAAUAAUCAGUACAAUCAUGAUUUUAAUGAAAACACAUCAGGAGACAAAAAGGAGAUGUCAAGUUCAUGGAAAUCAUGAAAGAUUCAGUGAAGCUUCAAGACGGACAUUAUACCUUGAGGCUUCCCUUUAAGGAAGAAGUCUCUCUGCCAAAUAAUUACUGUAUUUGUUUGUUUAUUUAUUAGGAUCCCCAUUAGCUAUACCUUUUGGUUAGCUAUUCUUCCUGGGGUCCUUAAAAAUUCUUGUAUUUACAAAAGAUCAUUACAAUUAACAUUUAUAAACAUCAUGACAGUUUAAAAUUACAUCAAUAUCAUACAAUCAUACAAUCAUGUAUUGCCAAGCAGCACAUUUUUGGGUUGAAGAGGAGGUUUGAGAGAAAUGAAAAGUUCCAUCAGGAAUACACCACCUUUCUCAGUGACAUGAUCAAAGAAGGAUAUGCUGAACGUGUGCCUGAGCAUGAGUUGGUGCCAUCUGAUGGUAAGGUGUGGUACAUCCGCACCACGGAGUCUACCAUCCCAAGAAGGGAAAUCUUUCUGUUGUAUUUGACUGUGGAGCUGAGUUCAGAGGAAAAUCUCUGAACAGUCAGCUUCUACAGGGCCCUUACCUCACCAGUUCUCUGCUAGGAGUCCUCACACGGUUCAGACAAGAACCUGUGGCUGUGAUGGCUGACGUUCAGUCCAUGUUCCAUCAAGUCAGGGUAGCUCAAGAUGAUAGCAAUGACCUGCGUUUCUUGUGGCGGCCUGAAUGGGAUUUAAAGCAAGAACUUGUAGAAUAUAGGAUGACUGUACAUCUGUUUGUGUUUUCACCCAGCUGUGCUUGCUAUGCUCUACGAAAAACUGCAGAAGAUAACCAGACCAGUUUCUCAGCAGAAGUCGCUGGCAGUCAAUCAGAACUUUUACACGGACAACUGUCUAAAGUUUGCCAUCAGAGGAAGACGCUAUUGAGAUGGUCCGAGAUUUGACAGCCGUUUGUCAGAAGGGAGGCUUCCAUCUGACAAAAUGGAUUAGCAACAGUCGUGGUGUACGACUAUCCAUUCCAGAAAAAAACAAAGAUCCAAGAUUUUGCAUGAGUUGGAUUUGGAUAGAGACCAAUUACCUGUGGAGAGAGCCCUUGGCCUCAGUGGUGUGUUGAAGUUCAAGUUCAAGAUGGCAUUCAAGGAAAAAUCCCAUACUAGGCGUGGGAUUAUAUCGGUGGUCGGAAAGAAGAAAAAAAGGAAACGAAAAGGGGUAUUUGGGUAUUUGAUUUCUUGAUUUAUUUUAAAUUAUUUAUUGUCUCCAUUAUGUAAAUAUGUACUGAAUUGUGUAUGCCCUCCUGCCAUUAACAAUUAGGGGCCGGUGUGUUGGAGCCAUUAUUUAUGUUCAUUAUGUUUCUUUAUUUUUACUAUGGACUGGCCAUAUUUUAAGUUUUGUGUUGAUCUGUAGGAGGAGCUUGGGUCCUGGGUUUUAAAAGCUCCAGGUAAUCAGGUCAGGUGUGUCGGAUGGAGAGCAAACAGUUUCUGACCAUGCCAGCGUGGCACUGUGAUAGAUAAUUGGUUUGUUUGUUCUUUUUACAAAAUUAAAGGAAAUAGUUUACUUAAUGGACAAUGGCUAAAGAAAUAAACGGAUUGAUAUAUCCAAAGAACUGUGUGGAGGACAUGUUUGUUGGAUUUGUUUGCCCAGAGCACGCAUCCAGAAGUAACAUCCCCUCCGCUCCACAGCGACCUUUAAACUGGGUUAAAGGCUGCUACAAAUGAUGUCAGACAAGUGUGUUUGUUCACAACAAAAAGAAGGACGGACCUGGGGCGUGGAAACCCCAGAGCCACAGAGAAUAAAAGACAGGGCAUCAGAGGGCAGAGACAGAUUUACCCCGGGGUAUCUCUCAGAGUGAUUUGACCUGUGCUGCACAGAAUAAACACUUUAUUUUUGAAUCUGAAGAUUGCUCCAAGACUCUUCACUGUUUUUCUUUGGUGAGACUGCUGCAACUGUUAUUUUUGACUAGAGAUAUUUUUUAGUAAAUGAGGACCUAGAAUAAAGACAGAAGACUUAAAUUGUGAAGAAAUUGUUUAUACACUACAAUUGGAAAAAUACUCAACACACCCUUCAACACCUUGCACCACAUCAUUCCCACACAGCCACAUACACACUACUGAUUUUACAGACAAGACACGCCAUGUUUGCAGUUAUUCUUUGGUUUACCUGACUUUAAUUUGUAAUAAAUGACUUGAUUAUUGUGGAAAGCAGACUCCUCCUGUUCUUUAGUCAUGGCCAUUGAGCCGGGUUAUGACAUUAAUUAUAACUAUAACUAAUGUAACUAAUCCAAGUACAGUUACUGUAACUGUACUUAACAAACUGUAAAUAAUAGAAUAAAAUGAAAAACAGAAUAAAGUGACUCACUGUGUCCAGCUGUCUCUUUGGUCCUCCUUCCUCCUUAAACUCUCAGCAUCUCCUCUGGACUUCCUCCUCUUCUGAUAAAGUUUCUGCCCACAGCCAAUCAGAGAGCAGCACCGUGAUGUCACAGCAGCUGUCAGUAGCUGCAGGAAGGAGGUUCAGGUUCAUUCAGACCCAUGUGGUUUAAAGGAAAGCAGCCGCUGCAGCGCAUGCUUUACGAGAAGCUGCUGCAAGGAUUAAUGCGACUGCAGACAGGAGAAAACAAAGAACAACUAAAGACUGUGGUUGAUGAAACCAACGGAAAUCAGUCAUUGUGAAACAGAAAACUCAGAGUUUCCUAUCUCAGAGAAGAUCAACUCAGAGUUUGUUAAACCUGUUUCGUGUUCUAUUGUGUCAUUGUCCUUUUGGAUGUGGCAAUGUGUUAAUAAACAUCCAAUGUGUUUA
Molecule: messenger RNA, 6891 nt
Organism: Acanthochromis polyacanthus (spiny chromis)
Lineage: Eukaryota; Metazoa; Chordata; Actinopteri; Pomacentridae
Exons: 2
Coding region: 2423-3760 (445 amino acids)
Source: RefSeq, a predicted model, not a curated record